AUGGCAUCAAUCUUCGAGGAUUUCAAAGAGGGCCAGAGAACCGGCUCUGGCCCUCGUCUAGCAGCUGCUCUAACCCCGGUCGCGCCCGCCGAGUUACCCAAUCGAUUGCUUGCAUUUUACUAUUUCUCGAAUGCUGCGCAUUUAUCCUCGGACCUUCGCUACGCUUUGUUUCAGGCCAAUGGCAUCAAGCUACCCAAGCAGGAGCAGAAUGGGUGGGUUGAUAUCUUCUCGGCAUAUUGGAAAGCAGUUGGGGAAAUCGCCAAGUUCGACGAGUCACCUUCUAAAGCCAGUUGGGUUAAAGUCUUCGAUGCUUGGAAAGAAGUGUCAAAUGCCCUUAUCCGAGGAUACUCAAAUUUUGGGCUUCAAGCCUGGACUGUGCCAUGUCUUUACGUUGUUGGAAAAUAUCUACGAACAUUUGCGAUAAGAGCAGAUGCUGAACUCUCUUCUCAAGGCUCUGUUACAUUUGGGGACCGCUUCCAAGAAGAUAUUGCCGCCGACUUUACUAAGAGCGCCAAGUUGGAAGAAGCAGCAUGGGUGAUUAACAGAAUGUUUACUCUGUGCCUGAGUGACAGGUCACCUAUCGAGGAAUCGCGAAAGUGGGGGAUCUAUAACAUGACAAACCUAUUGUUUAAAACGUAUUUCAAGAUCAAUUCCGUUGGUCUCACUAAAAAUUUACUUCGUGCUUUGAAUGCCUCAUCAGCGGACCUUCCCGGCCUUGAUGCCUUCCCUCGAUCCCACAUUGUUACUUUUAACUACUACGUUGGCGUCAUCAAUUUUCUGGAUGAGAAUUAUGAAGAGGCUGAAUCGCAUUUGGCGGACGCAUGGAAUAUGUGCCAUAAAGACUCGUUAAAAAACAGAGAGCUGAUUCUGACGUAUCUUGUACCCUGCCACAUUGUUACAACACAUACUUUGCCAAGCGAUAAACUUCUUGCAUCCUUUCCCCGAUUAGAGAAACUGUUUCGCCCGCUGUGUAACUGCAUCAGAAAUGGUGACCUCCGUGAGUUUGAUGCUGCCAUGUCAGCUGGAGAAGAAGAGUUUGUCAAGAGACGUAUCUAUCUACCACUUGAGAGAGGUCGUGAUAUUGCAUUGCGCAAUUUAUUCCGAAAGGUGUUUAUCGUUGGAGGAUUUGAAGAGUCCAAAGAUGGUCAAGCUCCAAUCCGGCGAACAAGAGUUCCAGUUGCUGAAUUCUCCGCGGCAUUGCGAAUUGGCACUCAUGCGAGUGAUAAAGUCCGUAUUGAUAUGGAUGAAGUGGAAUGCUUACUAUCCAAUCUCAUUUACAAGGGUCUGAUGAAAGGAUAUAUUGCCCGUGAACGCGGCAUGGUUGUCCUAAGCAAGGGUGGCACCGCAUUUCCGGGAACAGGGGUUUGA
This is a messenger RNA of Aspergillus tanneri, 1368 nucleotides long. RefSeq names its product protein csn12 (gene csn12). Gene Ontology annotation, cellular component: transcription export complex 2. Gene Ontology annotation, biological process: poly(A)+ mRNA export from nucleus; post-transcriptional tethering of RNA polymerase II gene DNA at nuclear periphery; transcription elongation by RNA polymerase II. Lineage: Eukaryota; Fungi; Ascomycota; Eurotiomycetes; Eurotiales; Aspergillaceae. Gene Ontology annotation, molecular function: RNA binding; double-stranded DNA binding. The transcript has 6 exons. The coding region runs from base 1 to 1368 and encodes 455 amino acids. The record is from RefSeq and is a predicted model, not a curated record.